Messenger RNA from Besnoitia besnoiti, 1617 nucleotides. RefSeq lists its product as uncharacterized. Bases 1 to 1617 code for a protein of 538 amino acids. Gene Ontology annotation, biological process: regulation of cyclin-dependent protein serine/threonine kinase activity. The record is from RefSeq and is a predicted model, not a curated record. NCBI's taxonomy places the organism in Eukaryota, Apicomplexa, Conoidasida, Eucoccidiorida, Sarcocystidae. Gene Ontology annotation, molecular function: protein kinase binding. The transcript has a single exon.
AUGCAAUCCGCAGAAUCCAGAUCGGAGAAGGGGCGAUGUGAUAUCGACGAAGGCACCAUGUCACCGCAGAUAGAGGAGGUUGCUGUGCCAUUACCCGGCCGAGAGGGCGGCCAACGCGUACGCGCCGCGGGGUGCAGUGAGGCUAGUAAGAGGGUGCAGUUUGUCCCUUUGUACCCUGAGACCGUAGAACACGCACACCAUGUGUUGAGUAGUACUCCAGCCCUUCCAUCGGGCGCCAGUCGUAUCGACCAAAUGCAGAGAGCAACCGGGGCCGGUAGCUCGUACGUCUACUGCGAACCUCCAGGGCUGCAGGACGGGAAGGGUACCAUGACACAAAAUCGGGGAGAGCCGGCUGGUGCCAGCCGGCAGGGUGCGAGUUGGAUCCCCAUGCAGUUGAGGCGUGAGGCUCUUUCAGCGACUGCCAACUGUAAUAGAGGGAACGACCACCCGUCGCGGUGUCAUUGCUCUUGUUCUUGUCGCCCAUCUUCGUGGAGUUCCGCGGAAUCACUUACCUUCGCUCCGCCGUCGCGCAGUCCGUCCCCAUUGCCGCGUGUAGAUAUCCUCUCUGUGUGGCAUGCAGGCCUUACUCUCAAGUGGAUGUCAAUGUCAGGGUGCGGUGGAAUACGGCAAUACUCGGAGGACCGGAGCGCCUUCAGCACCUUCAGCAACUUCGAUGACAUCACGCUGUUCCGUUUUCCCGUAGACGAUUAUGUAGUCCGUGUUACGCGGUGUUUUGGUUGCUCUUACGAAUGCGUCGUCUGUGCUCUUGUCUAUAUAGACCGCCUUAUAGAAACUGGUCUAGAAUUACACGACUGGAAUGUCAGACAGCUUUUCCUAACCAGUCUAGCAUUAGCGACCAAGAUUUACGACCGCUUCAACUAUGGCAAUGACUAUUAUGCACGUGUGGGGUCAUUACCCACAAGACGGUUCGAGCACAUGGAAUCCGUCUUUCGAUGCCUUCUAAAACCCACUCUGGAAGUUGGAGCCGACGAGUUUCGUUUCGCUCGUUGUUCAAUUCAGACAAACGGUGAAGGAAUUCGGUCCUUGUAUGGCGACUAUCUGGCGUGCCCAUUUCUACCGGAAUACCUUCCUCCGUCUGAGGACAGCUUAUCUGAGCUGCCAUCUUCGUCCUCCCUCAGUAGAUCUGGGCACGGGCCUUCCUCGUCGACGACGCGUUGUUCCUUACACCCACCGAAGCCUGAAAUGCUGCAGUGUACGCCACCUCGACAAGGGGCAGCUGGCGAAAGCAACGAAGGUACUGCAGUUACAUGGGGUGAGCAAAGCCAAGCAAUAUGGGGCAAGAACGGCGGGGAGUCGACAGGACGCAUCAGCCAGCGCGGAUCGCAGCGCCAGCUGCGCCAGGCCGAUGAAGACCAUCAACAAAAAAGCCACGAAGGCUUCCAGUCCGAAGCUUCGACUACAUCCAGCUCCGCGAAAGAAGCACCGACUCCACCAGGCGCAAAUGUUUCUGAAGAGACGCCCGCGAAUCCGCUACUGGAAUAUGCGGAAGCAGGUCUGAGUUGUCUGAUUCUAGCCCCGAUGUGUCCCUUUGUUUUCCUGUAUCUGGCUUUUGCCGCGUCCUACGGCAAUCGCAGGUCUCGGACAUGCUAUAGCUAG